AUGCUUGUAUCAUCUCAAUUUCCACCGGUGCCAUUAUCAUCGAUGUCUCAUUCUGAUAGUAAUACUGAUCGUAGUCAACAAACACAUAAAUCAUCAUUAAUUCCACCAACAUUAUUACCAAAACAUUUUAAUGUGCCAUUCGCUAUUCAACAUGGUUAUUUUCGAUGUAUUCGAUAUUUAUUACAACUUUGUUAUGAUCCAAAUGAACGUGAUAAUCAAUUACGUACACCAUUAAUUUUGUGUUCUUAUGUAGAAAAUGAUCGAUGGAGUUUAUCACUUGCACAAAAUCUACUUGAAAAAGGAGCUAAAGUUGCAUUAGAAGAUCAUGCAAGACGAAAUGCAUUGCUUCAUGCUUGUGCUCUACAACGAAUACAUCUUGUUCAACUAUUUUUAUCUUGUUUAGAUUUUAAUCUCGAAGCAAGAGAUUGUGAAGGAAAUACUUGUCUACAUUAUGCAGCUAUUACAGGUAAUUGUGAAAUUGCUGAAUUACUUAUAAAAUCAGCAGAAAAAAUGGAUAUUCAUCUUGAUCAGUAUGUCAAUCGAGAUGGUUGUUCAGCAGCUGUUCUUGCACUUAAGUAUGGACAUAUUGAAUGUGCUAAUCAAAUCACACAUCGUGAUUGGGAUGAAUUUUUUGUUAUACCUCGUCCUCUUUCCAUCUAUGAAACCCCACAGAAAACUGACGAUAAUCAUGCUCUAAGUACAACAACAACAACACCAUCAAAAACAAAGACUCGAACAACUUCUCACAAGUCAUCAGCAAAUAAAAAUGAUAUGCGUCCUUCUACAAUAUCUUUUGGUUUACUUAAAAUAAUUUUUAAUGAAAAUGAUUCGACUUAUUCAACACGUUUAGCUGGAUUUUGUAAUGAGAGUAAACAAACUCAUCAUCGUCGACGUAUACGACAUAAAAAACAUGCCACAUCACAAAAAAAUCAUGAUAUCAAUAAAACAGAAUCUAUCAUACCUAGUAGUACACAUUAUUGUAGUACAGAAGCUUUAGUUAAUGAAUUACAAUCAACACCAAUAGGUGGCGAACGUAAAAUAACAUUUGAUGAUAGUGAAGAUAAUAAUACAGCUCGAACAAGUCCACGAAUACAAUUAUUAAUACAACAACAUUUAUUAAAUAAACCAAGUUCAUCAACUGAAGAUCUUCUUAUACCUAAUAAAACAAUCGAUCGACCAGGAUCGAAUUCAACUAUAAAUUAUAUUGAACCUGCUAUUUCUAUUGUACAAGAAUCUUCAAGAAUUAAAAAUAAAUUACAACGUCCUAAAACAGCUAUUGUUACACGUAAUCAAACAUCAGUCAAUGCUGUUGGUGCUCCAUCUCGUUUGAGUACUCCAAAAGUAUUACCAAUAUCAUCACAAAAAAAACCUAAAAAGAAAUUAUCUAUAAUCAAUCGACCUAAUUCAGCUUCAUGUAUUCCUAAACAACAACAACAUUCAAAUUUAGCAUCUGAAAUAUCAUCAUAUUCUCAAACAUUAUUUGCUGGUCGUCCAUUAUCAGCAGCAUUACAAAAUCAUCAUCGUCAUCCUUCAGUUCAACGAACAGUUGAUUCAUCAUGUUCAAUUCGAGAAGCAAAAGGUGCAACAAGUCGUUAUAAUAAACCUGAAGAAUUAUUUGGUCUUAAACCUGAAGAACUUUUUGGUUUACAAGAUCAUCAACCAAAAAUUCUUAAUCAUCGUAAAACAAAUGAUAAUAUACGUUUAAAACGUACUAAUCAACAACAACAACAACAAUAUAUUUGGCAACAAGAAGUUGAUAAAUUGGUUGAUUUAUUUAAUAUACAUCAUAGUUCAAAUUAUCGACCAUCUGCUGUACCACCAGCACCAGUAGUAGUUGAACAAGAUACAAUAACUGAUUUAACACCAGUCGGAAGAUUUCGACCAACAUCAAUAUCAAAAAAUACAUUAAGCUUUUCACGAUCAUCUCUAAAUCCUAAACAAUCAACAUUAGCUGCACUGAAUAUUCCUCGACGAAAUUCAAUCAGUCAACGUUCAUCCAUUAAAUUAACCAAUGCAUAA
Rotaria sp. Silwood1 is the source of this 2019-nucleotide messenger RNA. Lineage: Eukaryota; Metazoa; Rotifera; Eurotatoria; Philodinida; Philodinidae. The record is from the annotation of a GenBank genome assembly.